Daucus carota subsp. sativus is the source of this 1422-nucleotide messenger RNA. RefSeq lists its product as uncharacterized. Bases 1 to 1422 code for a protein of 473 amino acids. The record is from RefSeq and is a predicted model, not a curated record. The transcript is spliced from 4 exons. NCBI's taxonomy places the organism in Eukaryota, Viridiplantae, Streptophyta, Magnoliopsida, Apiales, Apiaceae.
AUGAAUCUGAAGUUUCUCUUAACACUUCCUGAACAUCUGGAACACAGAAUCACUGCAAUCAGGGAAAGCAGAGAUCUGCAUGAGAUAUCUCUGGAGAGACUCUACGGGGUUUUAAAAACGUAUGAACUUGAACAAGUUCAGACAAAGCAGAGAUAUGGCUGGGGUAAAACACUUGGGAACUCGAGAGCUUUAAUUGUUGAAACACCUCAACUGGAAGAAAAGAAGGAUGUUGUUGUUCCUUCUAAAACCAUUCAGGAAUUUGUUGUGCCUGAGAUGGGUCAGACUGUUUCUUCUAGUGGUGAUGAUGAGUUCUACACAAUGGAAGAGUUGGAGCAAUUAGUAGAUCAAUCUCUAUCACUGUUUGCCAAGAAGUUUGGAAACAUGAGAUUCAGGAAGAACCCUUCUUACAAAUACAAACCCUUUGCUAACAAGUUUCAAAAGGGAGGUUCUUCAUCUUCUUCCAACAAAGAAGGAUACAAGACUGGAAUGGUUGAUCGAAAACAUCAAUUUGCUAAAGUCAGAGUUUUAGAAAAGAGUGAAACUGCUUUAAGACUUCAGGUAGAAGAAGAAAGAAUUAGGUGUAAAGCCUUUAAGGAUGCCUCCACUUUAGUCAAAGAGAUAAAUGAUCAACAGGAGAUUAACAGAACUGUUGGAAUAGGUUAUGACUAUAACAAAUCUGUAGGCAAGGGUGCCGGAGGAAUUGUACGAGUUGUUUGGGUGCUUGACAGUGGAGCGUCAAGGCACAUGACUGGCAUGAAUUCCCUGCUGACAGAAGUAAGAGAGACAACUGGCCCUUCAGUUACUUUUGCUGACAAUAGCAAAGGUCGAACUGUAGGAUAUGGCAAGUACAAAGUUGGAAAGAUCAUCAUAGAAGAGAUUGCUAUAGUUGAAGGACUUGAACAUAAUCUCCUCAGUAUCAGUCAGUUCUGUGACAAGGGAUACUCUGUUCAUUUUGAAAAGGAGACAUGUACAAUCAGACAUAUCAAGAAUGAACGUCCUUCACUAUUUGGCAUAAGGAAAGGUGAUAUCUAUGUAGCUGACUUAUCUUCUGGACCAGGAAAUGCAAUACAGUGUUUUUAUGCAAAGGCAUCUGCUGAAGAUAGUUGGUUAUGGCAUAAGAAGCUCUCUCAUCUCAACUUCAAAACUAUGAACUCUCUGGUCAAGAGAGAUCUAGUGAGAGGAUUGCCUUCCCUAGAAUUUACAACUGAUGAUAUCUGUGAAGCUUGUCAGAAAGGAAAAGCAAAGAGAGCAUCUCACAAAAGCAAGACCAUCAAUAGCAUCACUGAUCCAUUGCAGCUAUUGCAUAUGGAUUUGUUUGGCCCAGUGAAUGUUAUGUCAAUUGAUGGAGGAAGAUAUGCUUUGCCUGGUUCAACUCAUUCGUUCGACAAGACAAAUGGUUUAGUUGUCUUGACCGGGUAUUGA